Cylicocyclus nassatus is the source of this 930-nucleotide messenger RNA. NCBI's taxonomy places the organism in Eukaryota, Metazoa, Nematoda, Chromadorea, Rhabditida, Strongylidae. The record is from the annotation of a GenBank genome assembly.
CAAAUUCGAAACGCGACCUGUCUGAGACGUUCGAUGACCGUGUGACGCUAUUCUGCUCAUUUUCAUAGCAUGAAUCUCUCCUCGACCAUUUUGGGUUUGCUUUCUAUUGCAGCUUAUGGCGAAGCAUUCAGAAGACAACGUCGUGGCGCCUACGCAACUGGCUACGGUCCUUAUCGAGGAAGUGGCUAUGGAUACUCCACUGUCAGAGUCUACCAUUAUUAUAGACCCUCGUAUUUCAUGCAAUGCUGCAUGAUGCCAAUGUUUCCGCUUCCUCCUCCUCCGCCACCUCCACCACCACCUCCUCCUCCUCCACCAAUAAUAUGGAGAAGAAAGUUCAUCAUUUUCGAAGAAGAUUGCGAUCCAUGCAAAGAAACGAGGUACGAACGCCCUUAUAGCCGACCAACACCAGAAAGCAGUUACCAACCCCCUCCUCCGCCUCCAUCUUCUGGAUAUGGAACUCCAGAAACCAACUACAAACCACCCUCACUUCCACCUGGGUAUGGAACUCCAAAGCAGAAAUAUGAACCGCCUCCAUCUCCACCUGGCUACAGCCCAGAUACAGCUGCUCCAAUCCAAGUGCCUGCUGCCGGUGAGCCAAAACCUGUUGCUGAAGGAACUCAAACUCAAGAAUUAGAACCUGUAACUGCCAGUACUGAGGGCCCUGCGCCACCUGCACCAUCACCAACAGAUGCUUCGAUAACGACAGAGCCAACUCCCAAUACUGUACAAGUGCGAAGCAUUCAAGAACCACCUCAAGAACCUCAAGGACCAAGCAUAAAUGGCCAUGGUCCUCCAGGAAUCAUGCCCACCGGUUCUGUGACAGACAUCCAACCUUUUCCAGACACAAGCGAAUCUCAAGGGCCAGCUACCAAACUCGUUCAAUCGCGCGGAAUGCCUGGUUUUCAUGUUAUUUCAUGAAAAAAGUUUAAU